This is a messenger RNA of Pristis pectinata (smalltooth sawfish), 6134 nucleotides long. Its product is annotated as protein kinase C beta type. The transcript has 17 exons. The coding region runs from base 90 to 2099 and encodes 669 amino acids. Gene Ontology annotation, molecular function: ATP binding; diacylglycerol-dependent serine/threonine kinase activity; zinc ion binding. The record is from RefSeq and is a predicted model, not a curated record. Lineage: Eukaryota; Metazoa; Chordata; Chondrichthyes; Rhinopristiformes; Pristidae. Gene Ontology annotation, biological process: protein phosphorylation.
GCGAGCUGACGUGCGGAGCGGCCCCGCUGCCUCUCUCUUUGCCGACCGGCGGGUUUGAGGCCACAGCUCCCGCUUCGAGUGGCGGCUGGAUGGCGGAUACGGCGCAGCCGAUGGAUGGCGAGGAGAACACGGUUCGCUUCGCCCGCAAGGGUGCCCUGAGGCAGAAAAACGUGCACGAGGUGAAGGACCACAAGUUUAUCGCCCGCUUCUUCAAACAGCCCACCUUCUGCAGCCACUGCACCGACUUCAUCUGGGGAUUCGGCAAGCAGGGAUUCCAGUGUCAAGUUUGCUCCUUCGUAGUCCACAAGCGGUGCCAUGAGUUUGUCACCUUCUCCUGCCCGGGUGCAGAUACAGGACCUGCCUCUGAGGAUCCCCGAAACAAGCAUGGAUUCAGGAUUCACACUUACUCCAGCCCAACAUUCUGUGAUCAUUGUGGCUCCCUGCUUUAUGGGCUCAUCCAUCAGGGCAUGAAAUGUGACUCCUGUAUGAUGAAUGUCCACAAGCGAUGUGUCUCCAACGUGCCCAGUAUGUGUGGCAUGGACCACACUGAACGACGAGGACGUAUCUUCAUCAAGGCAGAAAUAGUCAAGGACCUGCUCACUGUCCUGGUGAAAGAAGCCCGGAACCUGGUGCCCAUGGACCCCAAUGGCCUCUCAGACCCCUACGUGAAGUUGAAGCUGAUUCCUGACCCAAAGAGUGAGAGCAAGCAGAAAACCAAGACCAUUAAAUGUUCCCUCAACCCAACCUGGAACGAGAGCUUCACAUUCAACCUAAAGGACUCUGACAAGGAUCGGAGGCUUUCUAUUGGAAUAUGGGACUGGGAUCUAACCAGCAGGAAUGAUUUCAUGGGAUCGCUGUCUUUUGGCAUCUCGGAGCUGCAGAAAGCAGGGGUCAAUGGCUGGUACAAGCUGCUGAGCCAGGAGGAAGGGGAGUACUACAAUGUUCCUGUGCCUCCUGAUGAGGACAUUGAAGGAAAUGAGGAGCUGAGGCAGAAAUUUGAGAGAGCCAGAAUUGGGCCGGGGUCUAAGGUGGCCGAGGAGAAGAGAUCCAACUCUUGGUCCAAAAUCGACAACAACGGCAAUCGAGACAGGGUGAAACUGACUGACUUCAACUUCUUGAUGGUGCUUGGGAAGGGCAGUUUUGGGAAGGUGAUGUUGGCUGAAAGAAAGGGCACCGAUGAGCUGUAUGCCAUUAAGAUCCUGAAGAAGGAUGUGGUGAUCCAGGAUGAUGACGUGGAGUGUACCAUGGUGGAGAAAAGAGUUCUGGCUGCUCCUGGGAAGCCCCAGUUCCUAACCCAACUGCACUCCUGCUUCCAGACCAUGGAGCGUUUGUACUUUGUGAUGGAGUAUGUGAAUGGAGGCGAUCUCAUGUACCAGAUUCAACAGGUUGGCAGAUUCAAGGAGCCUCAUGCUGUGUUCUAUGCAGCAGAGAUUGCCGUUGGCCUAUUCUUCCUGCACAAUCACGGCAUUGUUUACAGAGACCUGAAGUUGGAUAAUGUGAUGCUGGAUUCAGAAGGACAUAUAAAGAUCGCUGAUUUUGGCAUGUGUAAGGAGAAUAUGUGGGAUGGAGUGACGACCAAGACCUUCUGUGGUACACCCGACUACAUCGCGCCCGAGAUCAUUGCCUAUCAACCGUAUGGGAAGUCAGUGGAUUGGUGGGCCUAUGGAGUGUUACUGUAUGAAAUGCUGGCAGGACAGCCUCCUUUUGAUGGUGAGGAUGAAGACGAGCUUUUCCAAUCUAUCAUGGAACACAACGUAACUUACCCCAAAUCAAUGUCCAAAGAAGCAGUGUCUAUUUGUAAAGGGCUCUUAACAAAGCAUCCAGCGAAACGUCUGGGUUGUGGACCUGAAGGGGAGCGAGACAUCAAGGAACAUGCAUUUUUCCGAUGGAUUGACUGGGAAAAGUUGCAACGCAUGGAAAUUCAGCCUCCAUUCAAGCCAAAGGCGAGGAACAACAGAGACGCCGGCAACUUUGACCGUGAGUUCACCCGGCAGCCUGUGGACCUGACACCCACCGACAAACUCUUCAUCAUGAACCUGGACCAGAACGAGUUUGCAGGGUUCUCCUAUGUCAAUCCCGAAUUUGUGAUUCAGGUUUAAAGAGGAGUGCUGGUGUCCAGAAAAAUCUUUAUAUUUUUGACCUGAAACACAGAACAUAAUGUUUUAAAAUCCCGAUUCUCCUAGCCCUGGGUCACAGGGCCAACACGAGGUUUCAUUGUGAUAUUGUCACUGUACAGUGGUUGCAAAUAUUGAUCAGACUGGGGCAGGAAGGAAGCAGGAGAGAUGUGGGGCACCUGGAUGAUUGUUGUUGCAGUCCUGAUGCAGAAUGGGGUGGCAGGGAGGGAGUAGGAGCAGUGACAUGUUAAAGACCAACGUUGUUUAUGAGCAUUUACACCUAAUGUGGUCACAUCCAGUCAAGUACAGAAUAUGGCCUAGAAAAUCUGCUCACACUGGUUCUUGAUUUAAAUGGUCUUCGUUGUACCCAGCUUCCCCGUGGCCUCUUCAUUAUUUCUACAGCUCCACAUCGCUCUGAACUGUCUGCUGCUCCAACUCUGGUCCUCUGAGUAUCAUUCAAUUAUUCUGUUUGAUGGGUCAGUGGCUGUGCAUGGAAUUUCAUUCCUAGAUGCCUCUGCUGUUUGGUGCUUCUCCAUAAUCUCUAAGGAGCUCCUCAAGGCUGGUGACAUUGGCUGGGUCAUCUGCUCUUGUAACUCCUUACAUGGUGGUGUCAGCGUGAUAGGUCAAUGUGGGGCUUGUACUGGGCCAUGGGCCCAUUCAUUGAAGUCCACAGGCCAUUGUGUCACCAUACAGCUUGCAAACGAUCACCCACGUUCCCAGUGUCUGUGCAGGAGAGUCUCAUUUGUCCAUUAGGGCCUUGAACAGAUGCUGAGUCCCUCAUUUGUGUAUUGAAAUGCCCUAAUGACUGUCUCAGCCCUUUCCCUUCACCAAUGGGGCAGGCCGUGAGUUUCCAGCUCACCCCAAGUACAUCCUCUCUGCCUGUCCCCUCGGGAAUUGGGGGCUGGUUUAACACCUGACAUAUGGUCACUGAGACAUCUCAUUUCAAGGCUCAUACAAUGAGUGGAACAACUUGUUUACCACUUCAGAGAAAACAAACUUUUAGUAUCGUUUAGAAUUGUCUAUAUUUCUAUCCAUUGAGAAUCUAUGUUUUCUAUACAAUAUAUCCUUUCUGUCAGUAUCAUCUUUUCCUUUGUAUCAGACCAGUGGGAAAUCAGAAAUUAAAUUUUAAACAUGAAUCAAACACAGGAAUCAAAGGAUAAAGAGAUAUUGUGUAGCAUGGUGUGAUCUGAGUGACUGAGUAAUGUUGUUGGGCAUCUGGUACUCACAAGUCAAAUGUUACAGAUCUUUGACUUCUCCCAGUUUUCACUCUAUUCCUGCUGUGUCUGCACCUGUAGUUCUGUCCGCCUGUACAUAGUGCCUGUGUAUGAUCUACCUAGUACUUGAAAUACUUUAUAAGAGGAGGUUCAGAGCCUGCCCACCACUUCACGGCAUCACAGCUGAUCUGUAGCCACAGACUCCUCCUUGUCCUGUACCCUUUAGUGAACAGAAAUUCACUGAUCAUUGAUCUCACACCCCAUGUUACCAACUGACCUUGCAAGGGUUCCAAAUUAUCACCACUCUCUUGAGUAUAGAAUUGUACCCCAAACCCUCCAGAAGGGGGUCUCACUAUUUUUAUGUUAUGGCCUGGCUCCCAAAAUCCUAGGUUUCCCAGCCAGAAAAGAUAAUUCUCUCCUGCUCUACUUCCCUUUAAAUCAAACCACCUGCUACUCUUCUGAAUUUAGUAACGCUAAUGCUGCCAAUUUAACCCAUGUCUACCCUCUGUGUUGAUCACGUUCCUACCAGCCCUAUCAGCUUAACUUUCACCUCUGGUUUGUGGAAUCACUCCUUCUAACUUAACCCUUGGAUUUCAGGUUUCAUUCUAUAACACAUUCCAAUGUUAUUUGAAGUACACUUAUGGCUUGGCUACUUCUCAUUGGCCUAUUCUCAUCAGACCAUUCAGUUGUCUACAUUAACACCCAACUCUGGCUAGAUAAAUCAAAAGAAGAAACUAACGCAUUUUCUGUAAGAGAUUGUUUUCACUAUCUGCUUUAUUUGAUAUUAAAACAGAAGGUGCAGGUGUCAGUUGUCUUAUUCUGCUACCUUUUAUCUGAUUGCAUUUGUUCCAGCCAUGCCACCUUAUGUACUGAUGCUUCCAGCAGUCUGUUUUUUAUUUCUGAUGUCUGAGUAUGCACCAUUUCUCUUCUGUUCUAUGAUUUAAUAUUUUACCUUCAUCUCCACAUAUUUAUUUAUGUUUUUAGGUGGGAUUGUGUGCUGAAUCCAUUAUUCAGAGAGCAUGCAUGAUGGUGUAGCAGUUAGUGCUGCAGCUUCACAGUCUCAGAUCCUCAAAGUUUGUAUGUUCUCCCUUUGACCUUGUGGGUUCCCCUGCUGUAUUGGCCCAAAGGGCUGAAAUGGCUCCUUCUGCGUCAUAGUAAUCAUAAAAUAUAAGGUAAAUUCCACAAUCCCAUCUGUAUUCCACUGAGCACGAUUCAUCCAUGAACCUCAUGCUCAUGAAUCUUCUCUGAAAUUCCAUGUUCCUUGCACCACUGUCCUCUUCGAUUGUUGAGAUCUACACUCAGUAUCAGGCAUGGUCACAAGACCACUCUCAGCCUCUUUGCUCAGAAACACUGAUACACUCUCAGGCAACUGUUUCUUUGCCCACAAUGUCUUGCUUCGCCUUUUGUGGGGUUUAGGCAAAAUUUUCCAAUCUUCCUUUCAGGAGCCAAGGGCUGAAGUUCCAUUAAUUCUUGGGUAUUGGUGUCUCCUGGGAUCCUUUGCCCCUUCACUUUCUCAUCCUUUCUUCUGAUUUCCCCCUUUCUAUUUCCCCAUUCUGGUCUUGAAUAAUAAGUCCUCACUCAGUACAGCCCUUGCUUUUUUCCACGUAUGACUUUGGUGAUGUUGGCAUGGUGAUGGCUCCACUGAGUGAGGAGUUUCUCCUACCCAAAGGAGCUUUUCUCCAACCUUCACACCUCCCACCUGGCCUAGAGUAUUCCCUCUGACCUCCUAAGCUCUCUACAUACUUUCACUGGGAACUGCUGUUAAGACAACCAUCACUGGGCUUCAUUUGUUCAUUAUUCUAUCCUCAAUUUUAGAUAGGUGAGGUUAAUGGGUGGGGAUAAAUGGCUAUUAACCCUCCAGGUGCAAGGUACUGAUUGCAUCUGAAUCACUCUGAAAAUUCCACAAUCUUUGUUGGUUUAAUGCGCUUCUGAGUGUAAUGCAGAGGCAAUCCAAGGCACCUUAAUGUAAGAGGACAGCAGUGAUGUUGGCUCAGGAGUGAAAAUUGAGGGAAAAGGAACGAUCAGGUAGCUUUAACCAGAGACAAACACCAAGUCUAAACUGUAAUUUUUCUAACUGAUGUCUUCCAUGCUAUGAACGUAGAUGUUUUCUACUUGGUUACAUUUUGUGGAACGUAAUGUACUUAAAGAUUUCUACGUUUGUGAUGUCUAUGCAUCUCCUUUUCACAGGAUCACUGUGAGUGUUCUUACUGUUGAUUACAAAAUAACUUAGUGUUUAGAUGCCUGCCAAAAAAAAGCAAAAAAAAGUACUGCAAUAAUUACUGAAUUAAUUUGCAUGCAUUUUGUAAAUCAGUCCAUUUAUUGUUGGCAAAAUUUAUUUACGCGACUGCUUUUGAGUUGUUCGAUCUCAAACUAUGAAAUAAAAUUCUCUAAUGAGAUGUCUACAGCACCAUGUGAAGUGUUCACUUGAGGUGGAGGGACAUCCAUUAACAUGAGUAGUGGUCUUGAUGUGGCAUCACAUUCAUCAGAACACUUAAAAUCAAUCAGCCCUCAGUCAAUUGAGGGAAAUUAGCAUAAUUGCUUGUAUCCUCUGACUAUGAGAUAGCUGAGUAACAAAUUAGUAUGUAGUGAUUCAAUGAGUUGAAGCACUGCUCUCAGUUCUGGCCAUUGAAGUGAUGAAAUGUUUCCCUCUUUCUCCAACCUGUGCACCUGUUUCAGUAGAAGGGCACACAGCAAAGAUCCCUACAAUGCUGCAGCAGCUGUCAGUGUGUCACCAGCUUCCAGUAUCUUUUACAGAAUGUAUGCUCUGGAUUAUGUGGCAUUUCAAAAUAAAAGAUUUGUAACAUUA